AUGAUCGUCUUCCUGACCUUCUGGCAAGCACUUCUGCUGCGCCGGCCUCUGACCAAACCGUCCCAGAUUCUUUUCGAUGGGGAGGUUUGGCUCGCAUUCAUGCAGCGGCAAGCCACUGGGACGAAGAGGAGAGGCCUGCGGGCUGUCAAGCAAUUGGAGCGGCCUCUGGCGCCGCUGCCCGGCAGCACGUCGCGAUGGGAGGACUUCAUCCUCUCGUUGGAGAUGAUCGUCUUCGGGGUGCUGAUGAACGUCGCCUUCUCCUGGCGGGAAUUCAGCAUGGCACCCCCUCGGACGCCGCCAGCGCAGCGGCCAGGCAUUGACCUUCUCGACCUCGAGCAUGCGAAGACGCCCGAUCGAGGCACCGUGCAGUCUUCUUCGGCGGCCCAACCGGCUAAGGAAGCAACAGCUCCGAGCUCUGAAGACCCGGGUCGAGCCAGUGUCGUCCAGAAUGCCAAAACUGCCUUCUAUCCCCGAGACAUCGUCAUGGAUGCCUCGAACAAUUUCUCCAAAAGGUACAAGCAGCACGUCCUGAUCGAAAGUGCCCAGGACUACGAGCUGGAAAGGCCGAAGACGCCGGAAGGGAUCAGUGUGGAUCUCCUCGACGAUGCAAAGGGCAGCAGCAUCGCGCGCAGCGCGAGGAGCUCCCUGAAACAUCUAAGACCGCCAGUCUUCAAGCUGGGUAAGGCCCGGGGGGCGUCGCCAGACAGCGGUCGAGGCAGCGACGAAGUCCAAGCGGCCGAAGGCAGCACCUCCCCCGAGGGGCGGAGUGACGUGAUUUGGCCGGAUUGGCCAGCCCCUGCCUGCAACGGCGAAACGAAAGAUGGCAAAGAUGCCCCGAAACCUGGGGGGAAGGCCACGGAGAAGUUGCCGGAUGGGCUGUGA
This is a messenger RNA of Symbiodinium sp. CCMP2592, 882 nucleotides long. The record is from the annotation of a GenBank genome assembly. Lineage: Eukaryota; Dinophyceae; Suessiales; Symbiodiniaceae.